Molecule: messenger RNA, 1188 nt
Organism: Fonsecaea erecta
Lineage: Eukaryota; Fungi; Ascomycota; Eurotiomycetes; Chaetothyriales; Herpotrichiellaceae
Exons: 1
Coding region: 1-1188 (395 amino acids)
Source: RefSeq, a predicted model, not a curated record
AUGAAACGACUUCAGCGGACGCGGAAACUGCGAGCCGCGGCUCUCAGUUUGUACCAUACAUUUCAAGACCAGGGGCAGCAGACUUCCCAGAUCGAAACACAUUUCGCUGGCUCCUACGAUCCGUUUGACACUCUUGCCAUCCCCCGCACCUCUCAGAUCGACGAGCUGCUCCAAUUUGACCGCACAUAUCUCUCCCCGGCUUUUGGAACUUCGAAGAUUCUUCUCCAUCCAUCAGCCGCGUAUCUGCAAGACGAACUGGCCGCAUACGGGUUCUUGGCUCGCAUUGCAGCGGUCAAGGCACGUUGCGACCCUCAUCCAGAGGCUUUACACGUUGUUCUCAAAUUGAAAGCAAAGGCGAUGCAGAAACUCCGGUUAAACCUUUCUCAAGCUGCCUUUGCUUGUCUUCCACGAGCAGUCAUGUCUCUUCUGUACGCGGAGACGUGGUGCCACAAUCUUGAAGCUGUGGCUGUUCACCUCCGGCUGCUAGAGGUUAUCAACAACCAUUAUGGAUUGAAGAUCCAAGAUCUCAUCUGCAUUCUCCACUCGGAUAUCCAACGCGCUACCUUGACGCUAGAAAGCCCGCUCUUUAAGAUGGACAGCAGCACUUGGCAUAUCCUUGAGGCAGACUAUUUACCGUUUCUACGGCAUCGGGCUGGCACCUCUGAUGGCGUUCAAUGGCCUCCACGCCAGCCUCUUCUGGAGAUGAAGAAAGCUCUUGCAGCCUUGGACGUACUGAGAACAUCCGAGACAUCCGAGACGGCCCGACAGGCGGCCACCAUUAAAUUCCUUCACCUCAUGAGAACCCUUCUGGUACAGUACAACACGAGCUCUGAUAAUGUCGAUCAAUACGUGGCUUUGGCAGCUCUUUACCGGCUUCGUUUAGAGGCCAAUAUGGAACGGAUACCCCUUUUUCAGAUCACCGUUUUCGAUGCAGGAAAAGUUAUCCUUUCGAGACUUAAAGAGCUACUGACCGUGGUAUCGAAGGACCCACCCGAUGUACGGCUGUGGGUUUUAUUUGUGGGAACGAUGUCAGGAGACAGUUGGUUCGAGAAGGAGUUCACGAUACAAGCAGAAGCCCUAGGACUCGUGAGCUCAGCCGAUGUCAAAGCGGUUUUGAAUGUCUUCGAGCACCAGGAUUUGCUAGAUUUACCGCUCUCUGCGUGCUCGAUACUUCAGGGUGCAGGAUAA